AUGGCGACCUGUGAGAGGCGAUCAAAUCUCAGGUUGCUCAGGACGCCUUUGAUUCUGGACGAAGGCGACACACUCACAACUCGCCAUGGAGACUGUCUCAGACUGUGUACUUACAACGCGAGAACAGUUUCCACAGACGCUGACCUGCAUGCCCUUCUCGGAGCUGCAGAGCGUAUCAUAUUUCACAUGAUUGCUCUGCAGGAGACCAAGUGCAGAAGGAGCGACGUACGACAGAUGAAUGACGGUACACCGUCAUUCGUGGAGAGAAGGGCGAAAUGUAGGCUGUGUUGGUUCUGUCGUACACCCAUCUGUCGUCCAUCUUCGUCCAUCGUCGAUUCUCACCAAAUCCUGUCACCUCGUCUGGCCAUUCUUCGUCUCCGCCAUCUGCGCCAAAAACCCAUCAGUAUCAUCAACCGCUACUCACCAGCAUCAGCAGCUGAUGAAUCCGAAAUGGACGCGUUUUACGAGGAGCUGGAGGAAGUAGUCCGCAGCGAGAAGUCCUACAAAUUCGUUGUUGGAGACUUCCACGCAAAACUAGGAAAGGCUACAGAAGAGGAAUACAGGAUAGGAAGAUUUGGACUAGGGGACCGGAAUGAAAAUGGCAAUCGUCUCGCCGGGCUGUUGUCCGCCGCUCGCCUCUUUCAUGGGAACUCUCUUUUCAUAGGCAGAAGAAGCCUGUACUUCAAAAGAUCCUCCUGCAACGCUUUUCUGCAGCUAGUGUUUGCUACUAACCGCUCAAUGUGCGAUGCAUUCGGAUCAAGCCUCAAAGCCCUUCUUCUUCCUAACAAUUCCUUGGUGGUCUUCGAAAUUCGAUACAAGUUUGUCGUGCGCGACUUCGAGGCACGUUCAGCACAGGCUCGUAAUCCUCUGAGCAGCAUCUCGUAG
This is a messenger RNA of Necator americanus (New World hookworm), 885 nucleotides long. RefSeq lists its product as uncharacterized. Lineage: Eukaryota; Metazoa; Nematoda; Chromadorea; Rhabditida; Ancylostomatidae. Bases 1 to 885 code for a protein of 294 amino acids. Gene Ontology annotation, biological process: chromatin remodeling. The record is from RefSeq and is a predicted model, not a curated record. Gene Ontology annotation, cellular component: nucleus. The transcript has a single exon.